Knipowitschia caucasica is the source of this 702-nucleotide messenger RNA. The record is from the annotation of a GenBank genome assembly. Lineage: Eukaryota; Metazoa; Chordata; Actinopteri; Gobiiformes; Gobiidae.
AUGUCUGUAAAUUGGAUUCGGGAAGGCAGAGAAUGGCAGGUAUCUGAUGGAAGAGGCUGGGUUUUGGGAUCGGUGGAGGUGGAGGUGGAGGUGAAGGUGGAGGUGGAGGUGAAGGUGAAAGUGAAGGUGAAUGUCGAGGUGGAGGUGAAGAUGGAGGUGGGGUUGAAGGUGGAGGUGAAAAUGGAGGUGGGAUUGAAGGUGGAGGCAGGGUUGAAGGUGGAGGUGAAGGUGGAGGUGAAGAUGGGGGUGAAGAUAGAGGUGGGGUUGAAGGUGGAGAUGGAGGUGGAGGUGAAGAUGCAGGUGGGGUUGAAGGUGGAGGUGAAAAUGGAGGUGGGGUUGAAGGUGGAGGUGAAGGUGGAGGUGGAGGCGGGGUUGAAGGUGGAGGUGAAGGUGGAGGCGGGGUUGAAGGUGGAGGUGAAAAUGGAGGUGGGGUUGAAGGUGGAGGUGAAGGUGGAGGCGGGGUUGAAGGUGGAGGUGAAGAUGGAGGUGAAGAUGGUGGUGGGGUUGAAGGUGGAGGUGAAGGUGAAGAUGGAGGUGAAGAUGGAGGUGGGGUUGAAGGUGGAGGUGAAGGUAGAGGUGAAGAUGGAGGUGAAGAUGGAGGUGGGGUUGAAGGUGGAGGUGAAGGUGAAGGUGAAGAUGGAGGUGAAGAUGGAGGUGGGGUUGAUGGUGGAGUUGAUGGUGGAGAUGGAGGCGAUUGAGUGA